This is a messenger RNA of Clavispora lusitaniae ATCC 42720, 645 nucleotides long. It is a transcript of the gene YPT72, whose product is annotated as Rab family GTPase. Lineage: Eukaryota; Fungi; Ascomycota; Pichiomycetes; Serinales; Metschnikowiaceae. The record is from RefSeq and is a predicted model, not a curated record. Gene Ontology annotation, molecular function: GTP binding; GTPase activity. Gene Ontology annotation, biological process: regulation of vacuole fusion, non-autophagic. Gene Ontology annotation, cellular component: fungal-type vacuole membrane; late endosome; phagocytic vesicle.
AUGUCUGCUCGUAAGAAAACAUUGUUGAAAGUGAUCAUUUUGGGCGACUCGGGCGUGGGCAAAACCUCGCUCAUGCAGCAGUUUGUCAACAAUAAGUUUUCCCACCAGUACAAAGCCACCAUUGGCGCCGAUUUUUUGACCAAAGACUUGACCAUCGAUAACAAAACUGUGUCCUUGCAAAUAUGGGACACGGCGGGCCAAGAGCGGUUCCAGAGUUUGGGUGUGGCGUUCUACCGAGGCGCCGACUGCUGUGUGUUGUGCUAUGACGUGACCAACGAGAAAUCCUUGAACAACUUGGCUUCGUGGAAGGACGAGUUUCUUAUCCAGUCCAACGUGCUGAACCCACAGGACUUCCCGUUCAUCAUAAUAGGAAACAAGAUCGACGUGGACGAAAGCAAGAAAAUCCCUUCCUUGUCGAAGAAGUUGAUGAACAUCACAAACAACCAGUUGGGAGGCUUGAGCUAUCCUGUUUUCGAAACCAGCGCCAAAGACUCCAUCAACGUGCAAGCGGCCUUUGAGGUGGUUGCCAAAAUGGCCUUGCAGCAGGAGGAGCUCAACGAAGGCGCCCGUAGCGACAUGAACAACGACUACAACGACGCAAUCAAUAUUCAUUUGGAGAACGAAACCAGCGGCUGUGCAUGUUAA